UUUGUUGGUCGGUGAACUAAGGAGAGUUUGUGUAGCUGAGGAGGCUGCGUGCCCCGGCUUACGCGAGGGACAGGGUGGGCUAACCCCCAUCCAGCCCCGCCGGCAUGGGGGGCAGCGAGAGCAGCCACGGGAACAGGAAGGUCUCGUUCGGGCUGGAUGAGCAGGAGCGAGUGCGGGUGCUGCAGGGCAUCAGGCUCUCUGAAGAUGUAGUGAACCGAAUGAAGGAAACUUCUCAACUUAAAGGGGACCAGAGACCAUCUUCCUUUCCUUCUCCCUCAUCCUGUGGCACUGCACCAUCACCACAAGCUGCAGAAGGGAAGCCCAAGUUUACUACAGGAAUCCAUCCACCAACUGCCAGUAGCUCUGGUCGGAAGCCUUCUGAGGCGGAGGAGGACCUGUACAAGAGGUAUGAGCGAGAGCAGGCACUGGUCCAAGAGGAACUGCUCCGGCUGGCCAAGAGGGAACGGGAGGCAGCCAGCGAGUGUCUCAAUACGACCCUCCAACGGGAAAAGAACAGCACCAAUGAAGAGAGGCAGAAAGCAGUUCAGCUGCCUGCGGAUUUGGAUGCCUGGGCACGGGAGCUCCAGUGCAAGGAGGCGGAGUUGAAACGGCGAGACACCUUCUGUAAGGAGCAGUUGGCCCGUAUUGAGAGGAAGAAUGCUGAAAUCUACAAGCUGACAUCAGAGCAAUUCCAUGAGGCAGCCACUGGUGCAGAGAACCACAUAAAACAAAGACCUGAUUUAGCUUACUCAGUGGGAGGGGGAGAGGAGGAUCUGAAAUCCUGGAUUUCAUGUGUACACAGCCUUCCUUCCUAUUGGACAGCAGAGAAGCAAAGACGGAGGAACACUGAGCCUCUAUGCGCAGGGCUGCAGUCUGAGAUUCUGAAGUGCUACCAGGAAAACAAGCAUGAAGUGCUCAAGUGCUCGGAGCUGGCCAAGGAGUACCAGCGCUGUGUUAGUGCAGCACAGAAGGAACUGUUGGUUAAUUACGGAUAAACCCCGACAGCCACCAAAGAGCAGAUCACAGGGACCACAGAGGCCCUUGGAAGCCCAGCAUCCUUCUGGAUUUAUGCUGACCAAAAUCGGUGCCUUCUGUCUGUAGCAGUCCAAGAAAACGACAUGAUUCCUCUUCUGAACGCCUGCAUGUAUCUGUCUCACUGAUUGUUUUUGGAGUUGGGGUGGGGGGAGGGCUUGAGGGGCAGCACUGUUCUGCCAAAUGUGCUUCACCCUUUAUAUUCGUUCAUUGUGAAAAGAAGCCUGUCAAUCAUAAGUGUCCACAGCACCGCACAUAGCUUAGAGGCCCAUGUGACCCAAGGCCCAGUUAACUCCGUACUAGUUUUGGUUUCACUUAUGCAAUCUGUGUUUCCAGCGCUGUUGCCUUUGUCCUUGUGCUCCAGAGAAAGGCAUCUGAAGUAUUGGGGGAAGCAACCCUGACCUGCUUGUUAGGAUUAACUGUUCCUAGCAUGCUCUUGUUGUUAACACCAGCAGACACAUUCCUUCCCUUCCAAGGCUCCCUCCUAAGAACAAUAAACUGUCUAAUGGUCACUGUGUCCGUGA
Molecule: messenger RNA, 1556 nt
Organism: Trachemys scripta elegans
Lineage: Eukaryota; Metazoa; Chordata; Testudines; Emydidae
Gene: CHCHD6
Product: coiled-coil-helix-coiled-coil-helix domain containing 6
Exons: 10
Coding region: 105-995 (296 amino acids)
Biological process (GO): DNA damage response; cristae formation
Cellular component (GO): MICOS complex; mitochondrion
Source: RefSeq, a predicted model, not a curated record